Messenger RNA from Cuscuta epithymum, 8786 nucleotides. Lineage: Eukaryota; Viridiplantae; Streptophyta; Magnoliopsida; Solanales; Convolvulaceae. The record is from the annotation of a GenBank genome assembly.
UGCCCCCAUACCUCUCAAGCUACAUCCGCCCCUGAUAACACCAGCCUUCCAUUCAUUGAGCUGCGUUGUUUGGAGCAUUUGGAUCUUAGCUGGAACAACCUCCAGCUGACAGGCCAGAGCCUCUCAUUCUUAAUUGGAAACCCCAAGAAUAAGAAUGGUAGUAUGGAUUCCAUUCAACAUCUCAGCCUUCCAUUCAAUAUGCUGCGCAAUUUGAUAUAUUUGGAUCUUUGCUGGAAUAGCCUCCAGUUGGUAGGCCGCAACAUCUUAUCUUUGAUUGCAGACCGCAAUAUUAGAGCUCCCCUUCUGUAUCUCUAUCUAAGGUGCACCAGAAUUGGUGGCACCAUUCCUGAAAAUUUUGGAAACAACAUGUCUGCCCUCAGAGAACUUGGUCUCGAUUAAUAGGUUCGAUUCCUGCAAAUUUUGGAAACAACAUGAAGAUCCUUACAUACCUUGAUCUCAGCAAAAAUAGCUUAGAUGGCUCCAUUCCUGAAACAUUUGGAAAGAUGGUUAAGCUGACUUACCUUUCCCUGCAACUGAAUCAGUUGACAGGUCACAUUCCUGAAGCUCUAGGGAAUAUGUCUGUCCUUGAAGAGCUUCAUCUUUGGGGUAAUAAACUUGAAGGAGAACUGGAGAAAUCCCGAAAUCCAUUUGGAACAUAUGCACUCUGCAGGUCCUGAGAUUGAAUUACAACCGUAUAACUGGAAGCCUAAACAUAUCCACAUCACGCCCACACCGCCCUCUUCAGGUCUUACAUUUAGGUAACAACCACCUAGAUGUGGUCAUUUCUGAACAUCACUUAGUUAAUAUCCCCAAUCUACGUGUUCUGCAAUUAUCGCCAAACUUCUGAUUGGCUUCCCCCUUUCCAAUUGGAAGUAAUAAACCUUCAUUCUUGCAAGUUGGGACCUGAGUUUCCAAAUUGGCUUAGAACUCAAGUCACUUAUUCGUACCUUGAUAACUCCUGUAAUGCCAUCUCAGAUGUCAUUCCAUCAUGGUUUGGGAAUUCAAAUGCUCUAUGUAGUCACAUUAAUGCUUCGUAUAACGAAAUCAAGGGAACAAUUGGAAAUGGUGCUCAAGUAUCAUCGUGGUUUAGAAAUAAAAUCACUCUACUGGAUUUGAGUUCAACAAAUUAUAUGGUGUCAUUCCGCCCUUUUUCUUCAGUGUGGAAUCACUGUAGCUUUCUGGGAAUAAGUUCACUAAACUCAACUCCCUAUGUGACUUUAAGGAAACAACUACUUCUGAAUCUUCACGUAUCUCAUUCAUAGAUAUCUCAUCCAAUCAACUCUCAGGAACACUUCCGGAUUGGUUGUCAAGUCUCUCUCGUCUGCAAGUUCUCAACUUGGAAAACAAUCACAAUCUAUCAGUAAGUCUUCCAACUUCCUUUGGAUCAUUGAUUUCCCUGGAUACAUUGCUUCUUGACCAUAACAGUUAUAUAAGCACUCUACCUUCAUCCAUGAAAAACUGUUCCUUCUUGAUAGUUUUAAGUUUGGGACACAACUUGUUUGGACAAAUACCAGAUGGGGUGAAUGAAUAUUUAACAUGCCUUGCUAUACUGUCUCCAAAUCUCUUCAACUUGUUUAAAAUCUACAACUUGUACAGCAGCUAUAACUCUUCUUACGUCUUCAUUUGCUUUACUAUUUUUAAUCUUUGUCAUUUAAAAAAAAACUUUUAUUCAAUUAAAUAUGGGGUUUGAAUAUGACUUGUUUGCAAACAAUACAGUUUGAACAAUAUUGAGUAGAUUUUAUAGACUAAUAUAUCAAAAACAUAAAUAUAAAUCCAUAAUAAUAAUAAAAUAGUAAGAAAUAACAAAAAAGGACAAUGAACACAUAAAUUGUGGAUGUGGGUAAAAAAUUCAUUGAAUCAUUUCAACAAACAUCUUGUAGGCAUAAAAGUGAAAUAGAACAAUUUGAAUUAAAAUUUAAUAAUAAACAUCACAAAUCUAUAACAAUAUAUCAAUGUAAUGAUUGUAAUCAAGCAUAAAAUCAAAAAACACAAAUACGUCGACGCCGUUUGGGAAUACUGUUUUUCGGUUUAUCAGACUUAUCAGUUGACUUUUUCACCAAACACGUAACUUUUGUUUUGGCGCACUGUAUUACCAUUUUAGCUAUUUUUAUACAUAUUUUUUCUUUAUUUUAUUAAUAAAAUAUAUUUGAAAAAUAAUAUUUUCUUAAACCAAUCGAAUGAACCGAUUUUCAUGUUACCAAACGGGUUUUAUUGUAAAUUUACAAAUGAACCAUGCAGAGAAAAUAGUAGGUUGAAAUUUACAUUGAAAAAAGUGGCUGCUCGUAUAUUCAAAUUCGACCAUCUUUAAUCUUUAUCCCUGCCGUCUGCCACAAUUCGAGCCCAAGAGCGUUGCUCAUGCUCGGUCGGACUAGGGAUUUGGGAAAGAAACAAAACGGGCGAUGAGACGCAAGGUACGUAAUGGACGGUGGAAGAACGGGCUAAAGCGUGUAUGAGGUUUCUACAAUAGCUUGACUUGACUUUGUAGCGCGCGGGGUGGAAGUUGAAAUGCAUGAGACGCGUACAAAAAGAUAGAGAAGCUUUAGCUCACUGACCACAGAAAAUCAGAACAUGGGCGGAUCGAUUUUAUCGUCUGCGAGUUGGUUGGUGGUGAUGAGUGUGGCUGCUGCAUUAUCAAUAUCCAGUUCCAGUGCUAGUAAAUGCAGUGAUGGGGAGAGAGAAGUGCUCCUCACCUUUAAGAAAAACGUUAUCGACGAGUUCCGCCGGCUAAGCUCUUGGGGCAACCACACUGAAGAUUGUUGCUCCGGGUGGGAGGGAGUUGGGUGUGAUAACCUUACUGGUCAUGUCAUUAAGAUUGAUCUUCAUGGUAUGUCUCUGUCCUCAAAUGUUAGACAUAACAGCAUUCCAUUCAUUGAUGAGCUGCACUAUUUGACGUAUUUGAAUCUUAAUGAUAACCCCGAGUUGCUCCGAGGCCAGAAUAUCUCAUCUUUGAUUGGGAACCACAUGAGUAAUAACGCUAGUACUAUAGUUUCCCUUCAACAGCUUAGUCUGAAAUUCAGCAGAAUUCAUGGCACCAUUCCUGAAGAUUUUGGAAAGACCAUGCCUGCUCUCAUGCACCUUGAUCUCAGUCAUAAUAACUUGGAAUGCUCCAUUCCUCAAAAUUUUGGAAACAACAUGCCUUCCCUCACACACCUUGAUCUCAGUUAUAAUAAUUUAAAAGGUUCCAUUCCUGAUAAUUUUGGAAAGAGUAUGUCUGCCCUAACCCACCUUGAUCUCAGUUAUAAUGGAUUAAAGGGUUCCAUUCCUGAUACUUUUGAAAACAGCAUGCCUUCACUCGCGUACCUUAAUCUCGCUCAUGAUAGUUUGGAAGGUUACAUUCAUGAAAAUUUUGGGAACAACAUGCCUUCCCUUACGCACCUUGAUCUCAACUACAAUAGUUUAGAAGGUUCCAUUCCUAAAAAUUUUGGAAAGAGCAUGCAUGCCCUCACACACCUUGAUCUCAGUUAUAAUACUCUAAAUGGUUCCAUUCCUGAUGAUUUUGGAAACAACAUGCCUUCCCUCACGCACCUGAAUCUUAGUCAUAAUAGUUUAGAAGGCUCCAUUCCUAAAAAAUUUGGGAACAACAUGCCUGCCCUCAUGCACCUUGAUCUCAGUUAUAAUAAUUUAGAACGAUCCAUUUCGGAAAAUUUUGGAAACAGCAUGCCUGCCCUCGUGCACCUUGGUAUCAGAUAUAAUAACAUAGAAGGCUCCAUUCCUCAAAAUUUUGGAAACAACCUGCCAACCCUCACAUACCUUGAUCUCAGUCAUAAUAAGUUAAUAGGUUCCAUUCCUAAAAAGUUUGGAAACGACAUGCCUACCCUCACAUACCUUGAUCUCAGUUAUAAUAAGUUAGAAGGUUCCAUUCCUGAAAAUUUUGGAAACAACAUGCCUACCCUCACAUACCUUGAUCUCAGUUAUAAUAAGUUAGAAGGUUCCAUUCCUGAAAAUUUUGGAAACGGCAUAUCUGCCCUCACAUACAUGGGGAAUCCUGGGCUAUGUGGAGAUUCGCUUCCUAACAGCUGUCCAGGAGAGAAACCAACUCAUCCUUCUCCACCUGCAUUCCAUGAAGAAGAAGAAGAACAAGAAGAAGAACAAGAAGCGGAAGAACUAGAAGAAGUAGAAAAAGAAGAAGAAGAAAAAGAAGAAGAAGUAGAAAGGGCUUAUAAUAUAGAAGACACAGAUAAGGUUAUUGGCAGUGAUGAGUUUUAUGCAAGCAUGGGGGUCGGAUAUACGGUUGGAUUUUUGGGAGUUUUUGGGACAAUGCUAUUCAACAGGUCCUGUAGGUUUGCAUAUUUCAAAGUCCUUCAGGAUGCUGCAAAUUGGGCAUAUGUUGUGGCUGCAAUCCAUAAGGCAAAGUUUGUGAGAAUACUUGGGGGUUAACAUGUCAGCCUAAUUACCUUUAUCCUACGUACAUUUUUCUUUCAAUUUUUUUCUUUAAUACUGGUUUGAUGGUUUGAUUUGUUGUCUGUUUAAUUUUUUUUGGAGUAAGGGGAACUUUUACCCCCCUUACCCCACCGUAGGUGGGAGCCUUUGCGGCACGGGGGUAAAUGAAAAUGAUAUGAGUAAGGGGAACUUUUGUCUCUUUAAUUAUUGUCUAGCCCAUUUUGAUUAAAAUCUUUUUAUUCCACCUUUGUCAAGCGUGCUCUAAGAAUAUAGAAACACAGUUUCUUUCUGAGUGAACCUGUCUUAUUUUAUCCCUGGUUUUCUUUAGUUUGGAUAUAUAUAUAUAUAUAUAUAUAUAUAUACAUAUAUAUAUACACAUAGAAUUUGGAUAAAAUAAAAAUAAGUCUUAACGUGUAAAAUGAGAAUUAAUCUCAGCCGUCCAAAGUGUCGAUCUGAUGCACAAUAACCCCUAUCUGAUGCACUUUCAAAUAGACCUUAUUUGAUGCCCUUUUUCGAAAAGUGCAUCAAAUAAGGUCUAUUCGAAAGUGCAUCAAAUGGAGGUCAUUGUGCAUCAGAUCUGCACUUUGGACGGCUGAGAUCAAUUGUCAUUUUACACGUUAAGAUGUCUUCUCAUUUGAACUCAUCCAUAUAUAUAUACUUAGUAUAUAUAUAUAUAUAUAUAUAUAUAUAGAGAGAGAGAGAGAGGAAUGUUCAAUUCCGAACAUUCCUCGUCCGAGCACCGUCCGAACAUGGACGUUUGGGCCACUCCCCGGUGGAAUUUUUUGAUGAAAGCUUUUGAGCAUGUUUCUCAUCAAGUCUAGUUUGUCCAUACCAAAUUUCAGCUCAAAAUUAGAUCAGGAAGGCAUUCAAAUCAUUUUUUGAAGUUGACUGCGUCAAAAUAUACAUAUAAAAACGCAGUCAACUUCACAAAAUUAUUUGAAUGCCUUCCCGAUCGAAUUUUGAGCUGAAAUUUGGUAUGGACAAACUAGACUUGAUGAGGAACAUGCUCAAAAAAAUUCAUCAAAAAAUUCCACCGGGAAAGACCCCAAACGAGGAUGUUCGGACGGAGGGUCCUGUCCGAACGUUUGGACCUGAUCAUUCUUGUUUAUAUAUAUAUAUAUAUAUAUAUAGGGAAAACUAGCAAAUAGGCCCUUGUAAAUUCAUAAUAUAUUAAAAAGUCAAUCAAGACCUUGAACUAAACAAACACCCAAAUAAACCCAUCAACUUUACAAACAUCCAAUGUUCCAACUUGCUGCGUUCAGCGUGUUUUGCAUUUCAUAUGCUGCAUAUCAAUCAAGCAUAAAUAUUCCAAAGUUUUUAUUACUUUAUCUCAGCUAUAUAUUUUUAUUAUGUUGCUAGUUGAAGGUAACGAGCUGCACAUUUCAUGUGUUUAUCAUGUUUAAACUUUCAGAAGUUCAACAUUAUUAGUUGACGACUUGACGUUAAUUAAUAAAUAUGGAGUAAUAAAACUAACAAACAAGUGAGAAGAGUUGUAGCUGCUGUAGUAUGAACCCAAAUGCUAUGCAGCCACCAUCACGGGUAUAUUUAACAUAGAUGCAGCUGAUGAGUGGAGUUUUGGCGUCUGGUAAUAUCUCAGAUACAUGAAAUUUGCAAUGGUGAAGAAGCCAUUAACUCUUACUACUGACUCUUGAAACCGCAUGGCCACAUCAAUGCAGAGCCUAAUUAAUAUCACUUUGGAAAUAGGGUUUAGGAGGGCCAAGUCUGUUGAGGUUUUAGAAACACUCCAUUUGGCAUGAUAUAUGUAUCCCGAUAAUGAAGAACAUGGCCGUGUAUUUUACUGAUCAAAGUGCAGUUAUUUCAUUCUUUAAGAUGGUGUUUUUAUAUUAUGGGAGAUGAUUUAGCGGUUGGUAGUUGUAGAAACUAAAAGAUUGAAUAAUUUGGGCACAUUAUAGAAUGAUCCCCCGUAUUUAGAUGGUGAAAACUUAUCAUUUUAUCGGAAUCCAUUUUGCUUCCCUUAAACAAUGUGCAUAUAUAUAGGAAUCCACAUCUAAGCUGAUUGGGGUGUUGUUUUUACUUUUUAAGGAGGGCGUUUCUUUUACCUAAUUGGAUGUUUUGUUGUUUUUUUAUGGGGAAUGAUAGCAGUACCAAACUACAAAUUGAAAGGUCAACCUUUUAGGCCGUUUGAUGAAUAUGAAGAUCAUUCUUGUUUGAAGUAACUCACCUUAUGUUACUUCAAACCUUUUGUCAUUCUGUUUUUAGUCAUUACGUUUCAGAUUGGCAGCACAACAUUAAUUUUCCUCAAUUUUCCGCUCAAAAUGGUGAUGGCUCAUACAGUCAUACAUAUAAACUGCCCAGUUAACUUCAAGAAAUUAUUUGAGUGUCUUCCCGAUUGAAUUUUUAGCUCAAAUUUGGUAUGGAUAAACUAGACUUCAUGAAGAACACGCUCAAAAAAGUUCAUCAAAAAAUUCCACCGGAACGUGCCCCAAAUUCCCUCGGCCGGACGGCGGUUCCCAUCAGGCCGGCUGGACAUGAAAAGUCCUCUGUAUACCCCAUCCGAUCCCGGAAUAUAGCCGGGCCGGUACCGGGCCUCCAUUUCCCCAACCCGGUCCUGCCCUUAACCCGACCCGGACCCGCUCCCGACCCAGGACUGGUGCAUCCCUAUUGGUUGGGCCUGUUUCUAGAUAGGGUCAUGUGCAGGGGCGGAGGGAGGGGGUGGCCUGGCUGGGCCAUGGCCCAGGGUAAUUUUUAAUAUUUUUGUAUUAUAUAUUUAGUUUUUAACUUUUUUUAGAAUUGGUCCAAGCAAGAAAAAUACUGGCCCAGUGUAGAUCCAUUCUGGCCCAGUGCAAAAAACGGUCCAAUGCUAAUCUUAACCAAAGAAGCAUAGCAGCAAGACAGAUAUGGAUAAUCCUUGACUUUUGAGUGGAUUACAGCUGGAUUCCAUUUUGGUUUAAUGUUUGUUUAGGCUUGAAAUAAAUUAGUGGUUGCCACGAAUUUUACUAUGUUUUUAUUUAUGUUUCUUGCAAUGUUUUUAAUUAUUUAUAUUCAACUUUUUUUCUUUAUUAUUAGUGAAGUUUUACUUUUUCAUAAUAUUUGAAUUUUUGUGUCAAGUAUAGUCGUAUAUAUUGUUUAAUUUGGAUUAGAUUAAUAUAGAAAAGAUCAGGUCCCUCCGGAGGGACGGGAGGGACCAUCCGGCCAAGGCCAUUAGAGGCCCUUCCCGGUGGAAUUUUUUGAUGAAAUUUUUUGAGCAUGUUCCUCAUCAAGUCUAGUUUAUCCAUACCAAAUUUCAGCUAAAAAUUCUGUAACACCGUCCCCAAGUAUAUUUACUUUUGUGUAAAUUAUGUAUUGAACCUUAUGAAAUGGUUAAUGAAUUUACGAGGUUGUAAAUUUUUGUCAAUUCUUUUGCGCGAAUAGUAAAUUGCACGUGAGGCCCACACCGGGAGCGGGGACCACCCGAUAUUCCCGAGACCGCAUAUUUUAUUCAUCUUGGUAUAGAUAAUAGUUAUAUGGUGGUGGACAUUCACCUUGGGCCAUAAGGAAGGCAUUGGGUUGACCGGUUGGUCAAACAAGACCUAAUUACCGGUUUUGGGUAAUUUAUCGGAUAACAGUCUGAAAUGAAUUUCGGGGACUUCCAAAUUAAAGUUAGAGUAUGUAUAAUCAUCCUAAAGGCCCAUUAUGAUGGGAAGUAAGUGUUAUAUUUUAUUUGACCCAAUAAAAUAAAAUAUAAUUUAAAACAGUCCGAGAAAUACAACUUUUGGGACCGAUUGUACAUUUCGGGACAAGUUUGGAUGACCUCCCACAUGAGUGGGGGCCAUCCCACGUUUUUGUGUGCAAGAGAGGACUAUUGAGAGCUGGAAGGACACAUGAUGGAGCAUGAAUAGAUGUGAGGAACAUGGUUGAAAAGCCAAAGGGCCCUUCCCAUUCACUCAUUGGUUAAGUGAGACAAAACAACCUCUCCACUCUCUCUCACCCAUCAUUCUCGACCAGCACCCCUCAAGGAAGGAGGGAGGAACCUUUCACACCAUCUUCCAUAGCUACACCUUGAGCUCAAACAAGGAGAAGUCCACAAAGGAAGUUUAAGGAGGGAAAAAGUGAGGAAAAACUUGGAUAAUUAAGGUGAUUUAUAAGCUUUCACGAAGUUUAAAGGGUCGCCGGAGUUAUCGCCGGAGUUCGUCAAAGUUCACCGGAGUUUGGCCGGAGUUCAACCGAGAAGGGUAGAACUUCAUCACGCUCAUUCGAGGUUGAAGCUCAAGCUUGCAUUCUCACCUUGCUCGGUGAAGUAAUCUGAAGGGAGACGUGGUUCGUGCUUCCUUUACUAUUUUAAACUAUAAACUAUGCUCAUGGAUAUUUUGUAAUAAGUACAUUUGUUUUGGGCCUGCGAGUCCACGUUUUGGCCAUAUGUGGCCCAUGAUUGAAUAUUGAAUAUUUCCGCGAUUCGUUCAAUCCAA